Messenger RNA from Menidia menidia (Atlantic silverside), 1662 nucleotides. NCBI's taxonomy places the organism in Eukaryota, Metazoa, Chordata, Actinopteri, Atheriniformes, Atherinopsidae. The record is from the annotation of a GenBank genome assembly.
AUGGAGCCAGACCUCAUGCCCUUGCAUUCAUCCACCCCUCCUCAGCUGGACUGUGAUGGUGACGAAGGGGUGGGAUCAGAGGAGGAAGAGUUUGGGGACUUUUCCGUGGGAAUCUCCUGCUCCUCUCUCGGUUUUGCUGUCGCUCCGGAUCCAGCGUCACGUUUUCAACAGCCGCCUCCCGUCAUAAAACCAGAGACCCAUCAGCCCAACUCCACCGUCUAUCAGCCCGCGGAGGAAUCCCCACACUCAUCCUCUGGGUCGGAGUCCAGCAGGGGACCUGGAGACGUGGAGAGUCAAAACUCCAAUGCUGAAUCUUUGUCGCACCUCACAAACGGAUUCGGUCCAGCUGCCUGUAAAUCCGGGGGGGCCCCCGUCCUGGACUCUCCUGAGGAGGAAACGGGGUUUGCUGACUUUACUGUGUUCACAGAGCAGGUGUCGCACCCCUGGUGCUGUGGCCUCACAGAGCAGUGGGACACCAAAGUGGGAGGCGUGGACGGGAGUUCGGGACGCGAUGUAAAGGCCGUAACGGAAUCCGAGCCCAGAUCUCAGAUCCCUCACUGUGUGCAGGGAGACGCGGCGCUCGUGCACCCGCCUCAGGACCACCAUCAGCCUCAGCCGGCCGCAGCAGCUUUGAGUUUUUCAUCUGGAGGGGACGAUUCAGGCAGUCCUCUGGAUGCUCGGAGGGAGAGGAGGCUUAGCUGGAACUCUCCAGAAACCUCUGAGACCCAGAGAAGUACCGAGCGCCUUCCUCAGGGCUCCAUGUACGGGUCUGCUUCGGACGACCUGGGAUCCUUCUGUGACGAUUGGUCGUUUGAGGGCGUUUCUGCAGACUUGGAGCCGAUCGUGUCAUCCCUCGGUUCUGAGGAGGGUCAGACUGAAUGCGACCGAACUGAUGAGGAGGAGGAGGAGGAGGAGGAAGAGGACAGCAUGGCAAACCUCGGCUUGUCUGGGACAGGAAAGGAUUUUCAACCGUUCAAUCUCUAUGUGACUCAGGAAACUUCUGCUACCUCCAGCCGGCCCCAGCCUGGUCCAGACCCAAAGGAAAGAUUAGACUUGGCCGAUGUGGGUCUCAUGCAUCAGAGGGACAGAGAAUCUGCUCAGACAGCCGAAGCGGGGGCGCCCUUCCAGGGAAACCUCCGGCUGAGUGACAGCUUUGCAGAUUUCUGCUCGGCGCCCACGCGGGAUGAUGAAGGGCUGUGGGCGGACUUCAAGGAGCAGCUGGACUGCAGAGAGCUGGUCAGCAACUUUGAGGAUGAUGGAGGCGAUGAGGAGGGGCUGGAGAGGAGGGAACAGCUCGGAGCUCUGAGGAACAGCUGUCAGCUGUUCCACUGCAGCUUUCCAGAUGUGCUGGUCCCAGCUGUGGAGGGUCCGGAGGAGCUGCUGGUCCUCUCUGCUCCGACCCUGCACCUCCUCGAGAGCCAGGAAGUGAUGCCAAAGCUCAGCUGUGCCCUGAAGUUUCAGCAGGAGAUGCUGAGUCCCCGUCAGGGCAUCCACAACUCACUUGGCCUGCAGUUCCGGUGGGGCGGUUCCCAUAGUAACAGAAAUCUGCUCAGGUGCCUCGGUGUGGACGAGGGGAACAUUGUGAGUUUGAAAUUGAAGCAGCCGCCGUCUCUGCCCGCCCACGCCAGUCCGGUGGGUCCUCCGUCAGAAGACUGUUUUUAA